AUGACAAAAAUUCGUCGAAGUGACGCGGACGAAGAGCCGAAGUCAGGUCACAUGUCGGCGCGUGCCAAGCGUCUUAGUACUAAUAUAGUAUCAUCCCACGCAGACCGACGUCGGCGUCGCGACUCCGUUGACGUCCCAUCUGGGGAAGGGGGGCGGUGGGGGGACAGCGGGGCGGGGGGUAGGCGGGGCGGGGGGGCGAAGGUGGAGGGUCACGACCUCGGCCCGGCGGCUCCUGAAAUACUCCUAGGCGUGGAA
Iphiclides podalirius (scarce swallowtail) is the source of this 255-nucleotide messenger RNA. NCBI's taxonomy places the organism in Eukaryota, Metazoa, Arthropoda, Insecta, Lepidoptera, Papilionidae. The record is from the annotation of a GenBank genome assembly.